GCGCAAUUGCAAUUGCCAGAAGAGAAUUUGUCGACAACACCCCCCCGCCAUUGCAUUUGCCGCUGGAGGUAAUAAGUGCCAAUGUGCAGUAUGGACUGAGGGUGAUACUGCGUCUUGAACGCAUGAAAGGUGCAGUUGCUGGUUGAGAUCGGCUGAGCCUUCCCCUUGAAGGAAUUGAACGUCCUGUAUGAGUGAAUGGAGGGGUGGGAAGGGAAAGAAGGGAGCAGGGAGAUGAGAGUAGCGCCGAUGAGGAAGGGUGUGGUUGAGGAUAUUAGAUAUCGCCGGGAUUGAGGCAAUCAGGAUCAGGAGACACACUUGCUAGAUGGGCGAUUGCAUGUAGAGAACAACUAAUAGACUCUUGCUGUUGCAAGGAUGGAACUUCGUGUAUGAGGUGGAUGGAGGGAUGGAAAGAGGAAGGAGGGAGUAGGGAGGUGAGAGUAGGUGAGAGUAGUGCCGAUGAAGAAGACAGUGGCUUAGGAGAUUAGUUAUCACUUUUAUUGACAUCAGCAGAAUUACCAGAUCCACUAGUGGUUGAGGGGAUUAGAUUGGCAAUUGCAUGUAGAGAACUAAGUGAGUCUACAAAACUCAGGAAGGAGCAGAUUGAUAGAAAGGUAGGGGGCAGAAAGGGGGGGGGGGGGGGGGGGGGGGGGGGGGGGGGGGGGUAGAUAGGUAUGGGGGCACUUUGCUUCCGAGUGCGAAAAGAACGUCCUUCCACGGUGACAACCAAAUUGAACGGCCGGUCAUCACCUUGGCUGUCUCGACAUGCUGAGGGCGAAAUCGAGGAUGAUGAAGAAAUGCAUGGAUUGGACAGGAGGAGAGAAAGAGGUGGUGGGGGACACAGUGGGGGUUCCAGCAGGCCAGGCAAAGGCAGGGGAGGAGGGAUUGGUGGUGGGGUUGUGGGACAAGCAGUGUCUGCUGUUGGAGGAAACUUGAUGCGGGUAAGCUCUAUUGGGUCUCGCAAAGCCAAGCAAGCUUUCGAUGCUUUGGGACGAGGUGGAAGCGGGUUGAGUUUCUCCACCAGCUUUACUUCCGCCAAGCGGAAUAGCAUUAAGAUUGGAAUUCUGGCUUUUGAGGUGGCAAACGUUGUUGUAAAGGCAAUGAAUCUGCGACAAUCGAUCUCAGAAAGUGAUGUGCAGCUCUUGGAGGAAAUCAUAUCAUCGCAUGGUGUGCGCCAGCUGGUAUCUCAUAAUCGGGAGAUUCUUUGGCGCAUUGCUGCUGCGGACAAGAAGGCGGAGCUUGAUAUGUUUUGCCAGGAGGUUGUGCGAUUAGGAAAGCAGUGUGAUGAUCCCGCCUUCCAUUGGCUGGAACGGAACUUCCAAAGUGUGGAGACAGGCGUCGGGCGGACUCCGGAGCCUCAGUUGGCGCCAGAGGAGCUGGAAACGCAAAGCAACCUGUUGGAGGACUUAGUGGCCGCAACUGCUGAUUUGUACCAUGAGCUACAUGCCUUGGAGACGCUUGAGGGGGCCUUCAAGAGAAGACAGCAGGAGGAGGAGUUUUUCCCAGGUUCGCAGAAGGAGAAUCUUCCAGGGCUUCGGCGGGAGUUAAAACAACAAGAGCGUUCCGUAAGAGCUCUGAAAAGGUCGUCUCUGUGGUGCAAAAGGCUGGAGUGGGUGGUGGAGCUCCUUGUAGAAACUGUCUAUAGUUUAAACAAACAGAUUGUGGAGGUGUUUGGCAGUGAAGUUUUGGAAAGCGUGAGAGAGAAAGGAUACCCUGGUGCAGCCGACGGGCCACGUCUCGGACCCGCUGGUCUGGCUCUGCAUUACUCCAACAUCAUCAUCACCAUUGACAACAUGGUCGCAAGACCCGCUUCUGUAGGCACGUCUGCUCGUGAUAAUCUCUAUCAGAUGUUACCGACAACUGUAAAGAGUGCAUUGCGAGCGAAACUUUUGAAAUCUUCUCACCUCAAGGAUGAAAGUGUUGCCGGUAUAAAGAUGCUAAUGGACAAUAAGCUCGAGUGGCUUCUGGCUAUGGCUAGCAACAUGAUCCGGUACUCAUCGGAGAGAAGGCUACAAGGACACACUGAGGUUAUACUCCUUCAGACUCUGCAUCAUGCAAAACAGAAGGAGACCGAAGCAGUCAUUCUGGAACUCAUCUUGGAGCUACACCACCUUGUCAGCAAGACAAAGAACCUGACCAACAACUACGCAGGUAGGUACCAACUGCCCCGCCGAGGGCAAACAGCGUGGGAUUCUCGGUCACCACUCCCUGGCAUGCAAGCGAACUUUCAGGGGCUGGCGAUGAGAAACGGACCACUGGGCGUUGGGUAUGGGACAGGAAGGGAGCCGGGUUUCGAGAGGAUUCCCCAAGGAGAGGAGGAGGACAUCGCAGCUGUGGAAGAUGGUAUUGGUCACAACGAUGUCAAGGAGGAACAAGAGGUGGAGCGGGAGGAAGAAAGGCUCGGGACGCGUUCACCCUUAUCGAAGCUACACUUUCGAAAUAAUGGUUUGCCUUCCUUUCAAAUGGACCAUGAUGAGCACUUUCCAUCUUCGCCAGUCCUCGCGUCACCGUCCGCGAUAUUGCUCUCCCCUGAAAUAUCUGCUGUGCGAACUCACAAAAGAAUAUUGAUGCGGCGCACUGGAUCAAGAAGUGCUGGAUCUCUUGAUUCCUUCCCCCUCUCCCCUGUAGUGGCCAGUCCAGCAGGUCCAUCCACAGUUCCAGGCUCGCCACCAUUGUCCCCAUCCAAUGUUCCCCUUGAGGUGCACUCCAGAAAGAAGGAGGCAGAGUCACUGGAUGGAAGUGAUGCUGCCUCAGAUGGCUUCCAGUCUUUUGACAUGCCGUUAUCGCCUCCCCAGCGCCCCACCACUUCCGUGCGAUCCAGUCGACCCCUUUUUCGUGGUCCUCCCGAUGCAGCCUCUCCUGACCAUAGCGAAGGAGAGCCCAACAACCCAUCAAAUGCUCCUUACGCAAUCUCGACUAAGACGAUCGAUGGGAGGGGAGGGCAACCCAGGUUGUUGCAAGGAGAUAACAAUCAUCAUAACGCUGUCAACAGCGAUGACGAUUCCAAGUUUGAGGAGGAGGAGGAGGAGGAGGAGGAAGUUGUGCAGAAUGUGGUAACAGAUACCAAUGGUAAAGAGGGAGAGGGGGAAGAAGAAGAGGAGGAGGAGGAGGAGGAGGAGGAGGAGGAAGGGGGGAAGGGGAAGGAUGAGAGGGCUGGAUUGAGAAGGUAUGAGAAUCAAGUUGGAAAGACACCAACGGUAAGCACUCGUGGGGGUGCAGCAGGAGGAGGAGGAGGAGGAGGAGGAGGAGGAGUUCAUUACAUGGGGAGGAAUACAAAUGCAGAGGAGACAAAUUCCACUUGUAUAAUGGUAGAUGGAAGAUCAAGUGAUGUAACUGCUCGAACCAAGGAGAUAAGAACGGGGGGAGGCAGAGGUGAUAAGAUAACAGCAAAUGGAGAAUGGGGUGUGAAAGGAGCGGGGAACGAAGUCCAGGAGAGGGCAGCAGCGGGAGAAAGGGGAGAUGAUUUGUCGACUAGCGUGGAAAUGAGUGAUGGAAGCAUGAGAUCCAUCGACCUGGAGGCAGAUGACGAUCAAAGGGCCAUUGGACUGGAAGAUUGUGGAGGUCAUAGGGUACAUGGCAUCAGCACUCCCUUGAAAAGGAAUGCGUCAAUGGGGGCUCUCUAUCCAAAGGACAGCAUUCAUAGAUGAUGAGUGACUGUGGGGAGUUCACGACCAGAAUAUACAGGAGAGAGAGAGAGAGAGAGAGAGAGAGAGAGAGAGAGAGAGAGAGAGAGAGAGAGAGAGAGAGAGAGAGAGAGAGAGAGAGAGAGAGAGNAGAGAGAGAGAGAGAGAGAGAGAGAGAGAGAGAGAGAGAGAGAGAGAGAGAGAGAGAGAGAGAGAGAUGAUGGAUCUGUCUAGUCAAUACAGUGUUGGGUCCUCGGUGUGGUAUUAACCAGACACCAGAGAAGUAAAAGGUCUUCUGCCCUCCCUUUUGAUUUUUACUUUCCCAGCAGAUUGACCCUGUUGGGGAGAAAUCUAUUGCUUUGACAAAUAUAGCAUUAAUCUGGUAGUUUCCAGGCCGAUAAGUAUAGUUCCCAGGGCAGGAACAGCUAUAUAUAGGAUAAUAGGAAUCGAGCUAACCUCUUUUGGCAUGGAUCUGGACUAGAUUAGAUGGAAAGGGGGUUGGUGCUUACAUUACUGCAUGGGUGCAGGGGAUUGUGUCAUAUUGUGCAAGACCGAUGUAGACAAGCAGGCGAGAUGUGAGUGGAGUCGAGGCGAGGAUGCGGGAACAUGGUAUGGGUGUAGGCAGUUCAAGGAGAAAGAAGUGCAGAGGACAAGAAGAGAAGGGAUAAUAAGAGAAGAGAGAGGUAAAUGGUAUGAGGAUAGGUGUCGGGAAGGAUAGGACAAAGGAAUGGAGCAUGAAAAGAACGGAGGCAGAAAGUGCAAGCAACACAUUGAGGGGGCAGUAAGGGAGAUGAGAGGUGGAAAAUGUGUGCAAUAGGAGGGAGAGGAAAAAGGGUGGCUUGGUGGCGGAUAGGGACGAAAAUGGCAGAGGCGAAGUCAAGAAGCAAGAAGAAAGAGCGUGGCAUGUGAAUGGAGGCAAUCAACGUGGGCAGGAGGGGAGCAAAGGUUUGCAGUCAGAUGGCGGAGAGGGGGGUGAUUGAUCCCGCCCCCGAGCCCAAAGUGGUAUUGAGAUUUUCUUUCUCCAACUUCCUUGCCAUCCUAUCUGUCACUUUGGCAAUACACCUGACAUGCAAGCCAUGCUGCCCUGGUCGGUGACAUGUUUUGACUCUUUUGACUCUUGAGUUAUUUAUCGCAUGUGCGAGUAUAGUCAGGUAUACACGCCGGAGUCGAACAGUGAGGUAUACACCCGAGCCUGCAGACUUUGCACUAUGCAGCAAGCUUUGCCGAAUCGCCCACGGCAGUCCUUUUUUUUCUUUUUUGGCUGGCGCUGCCAGCCAUUGUUGUCCAGUAGCCCCGAGCCUCGGAAAUUAGGAGUGAGCCCCAAGGCUCAGAAAUUUUAGGAGUGAGCCACUCGUUUUUUCAAGUUGCCUGGGGCCUUGUACUGGUCGUUCGGACAGAGUCGACAGGACAGACUAGGUUCAUAUACAUUGUAUAGCCUAAGCCGUGUGCAAGCGAUUUCCUGAUUUGAUCUGAGGUUGAACUUUGAAUUUCAAAGGUCGAACUUCAAACGCGCGUUCAGUUCUAUAUUUGACAAGCGAGCGAUGUGGUUUUCCAUCCACGGUUCUUCUUGCCGCUGGGAACCUGGCAAAUGAUGCGAAAAGCGAAAGCAAAAGUUCAGCGAAACAGAAAAAGGAAAUGUCUCGUGAUGAGGGAAAGUGAAUGACGUCCGUGUUAUCUCGCAUUCUCCAUCCGGCUGUUUCUUCCACCUCAAAACUGGUCCGUCGAUAUCUGUCUGGAAAUGGGUUCGUAACUUUGAAUUCGUCUUCGUCUUUCGCGCAGGGACACAUACUGACGCGCGUGCUAAUGGGAAAGUCGAAGCAAGGUAAACUCUGACAAGCUUUUGAGUUUUGCCAGAUUUUGAAAGGCUUCCAUGCCCUGCUCUUGUGGGCGGAGGUGGGAAAAGUGGAUAUGAUCGUUGGACAGAAAUCUUGCCUGACAGCAUGCUUUACUCCUUAGAGUAGUCUUAGAGUCUUAGACAG
Messenger RNA from Chara braunii, 5599 nucleotides. The record is from the annotation of a GenBank genome assembly. NCBI's taxonomy places the organism in Eukaryota, Viridiplantae, Streptophyta, Charophyceae, Charales, Characeae.